CACACAUCACUAGUCGCUGCCACUCUACUGCACUACAUCCACACACUGUACGCAUGGGGACUUUAGCUGGCUGAACAGUUGCUAUUAACAAAGAAACGGUUCACUGGAAACGACAGCCUCCUAGACAGAAGUAUGGAGACAAAGAAGGCUAGUUAACGUGAGCUAUUUAGCUUUAACAUGACCGGAUUUAUCAGAAACUAGCACCAGCUCUUACUAGAUUUAAACAUCCCCAGCUUGAUCAGCAGAUCUUCAGCUACUGACAGAUAUCAUACAUGUCAGUACAACAGUCUGGACUGUCACACAGAUCAAAUGAGUGUGUCUGCAGGUCUGUGCUCCUACAAAGUGUUAUAACAGCCAUAUAGUGUGCCUCCACUGAUAUCAGCAGCAUGCCCCUGUCAGACCUCCUGGACGGCCUGAAGGACAACCCCUACUUUGGGGCUGGCUUUGGACUGGUUGGGAUUGGGACAGCGAUGGCAGUGGCCAGGAAAGGUGCCCAGGUGGGAAUGAUCUUCUUCCGCAGGAACUACAUGAUCACUCUGGAGGUCCCCAGCAGGGAUAAGAGCUACCACUGGCUGCUGAGCUGGAUCACCAAGCACGCCAAGCACACCCAGCACCUGAGCGUGGAGACCUCCUACCUGGCACAUGAGAGUGGAAAGGUUCACACGCAGUUUGACUUCCACCCAAGUCCUGGGAACCACAUCAUCUGGUACGGGAGGAAGUGGAUCAGGGUGGAGAGGACCAGAGAGAAGCAGAUGGUGGAUCUGCACACUGGAACCCCGUGGGAGUCUGUAACCUUCACCGCUUUGGGCAGAGACAGACAAAUUUUCUUUAAUAUCUUACAAGAAGCAAGAGAGCUGGCCCUGAAGCAGGAAGAGGGACGGACGGUGAUGUACACAGCCAUGGGUGCCGAGUGGAGGCCCUUUGGGUUUCCACGGCGACGCAGACCCCUCAGCUCUGUGGUCCUGGAAGGUGGCGUGGCCAAAAGGAUCGUAGAUGAUGUGAAGGACUUCAUCGGAAACCCCAAGUGGUACACAGACAGAGGCAUCCCGUACAGAAGAGGAUAUCUGCUGUAUGGCCCCCCGGGGUGUGGAAAAAGCAGCUUUAUCACGGCAUUGGCCGGCGAGCUGGGCUACAGCAUCUGUCUGAUGAGUCUGAGUGACCGAAGCCUUUCAGAUGACCGUCUGAACCACCUCAUGAGCGUGGCGCCGCAGCAAAGCAUCAUACUGUUGGAGGAUGUGGAUGCAGCCUUUGUCAGCCGAGACCUGCUUCCCACAGAGAGCCCGCUGGCCUACCAGGGAAUGGGGAGACUGACCUUUAGUGGCCUGCUUAAUGCUCUGGAUGGAGUGGCUUCAUCUGAGGCCAGAAUAGUUUUUAUGACCACCAACUUCAUUGACAGGUUAGACCCAGCACUGAUCCGACCCGGCCGUGUCGAUUUCAAGCAGUACAUCGGGAAUUGCACGCACCCGCAGCUUGCACAGAUGUUCUGGCGGUUCUACCCAGGCGAGUCUGCCUCUGAAGGAGAGCGCUUUGCGGAGAGUGCGUUUGCCGCCCACCCUGAGAUCAGCGCUGCCCAGGUGCAAGGACACUUUCUGCUGCACAAAAUGGACCCUGCAGGAUCUAUAGACAAUGUUGCCCAAAUUAAAUAAUGGCAGGACGGCAAGGUGUUUGGAGACUGAUUGCUGAAUAAAGAGAAACUUGAGAAACAUUCUUUUUACAUUUCCAGUUGAAGUUAUGGUAUUGAUAACAUAGAUGUGCAUUGAGUCCAUGGACUUUAUAUGCAAUAUAUAGAUUGAUACCAAAUAAAUACAUUUCUGUUCA
Messenger RNA from Sebastes umbrosus (honeycomb rockfish), 1818 nucleotides. It is a transcript of the gene bcs1l, whose product is annotated as mitochondrial chaperone BCS1. Gene Ontology annotation, biological process: protein insertion into mitochondrial inner membrane from matrix; mitochondrial respiratory chain complex III assembly. Lineage: Eukaryota; Metazoa; Chordata; Actinopteri; Perciformes; Sebastidae. The coding region runs from base 387 to 1646 and encodes 419 amino acids. The transcript has 7 exons. Gene Ontology annotation, cellular component: mitochondrial inner membrane. The record is from RefSeq and is a predicted model, not a curated record. Gene Ontology annotation, molecular function: ATP binding; ATP hydrolysis activity.